UUUGCUUCGCCCCUUUUUUCUAUUUAUUAUUUUACAAGAUCUAUUUUAUUUCUCUCUCUUCUGGCUUCUCUCUCUCUCUUUCUUCUUCUUCUCUCUGAACAGUACUUGACUUGUGAAAAGAAAGAAGAAGAAGAAGCUGAGGGAAGCCAAUAGAUUCAAAAGUAGGAGGAUAUGUCUCAUUCUAGAAGGCUUUCGUUAGAACCUGCCAUAGACUCAUCAACCUCAAGAAGGUUUCGUGACUCUUUGACUUUACAGAGACACGACGAUGACGUCAACAAACCAGACUUCAGAGAACUCGAUCUCGGCUCUCCUGUCUCCACCUUAACGCCACGUGUCUCCUCCUCCUCAGCUGCGGCGACUCCCACCAGCAGCUCCGGCUCCUCAGGCUCUGUUUCUGGCAAACCGUCGGUGACUUCUCAGAUGGUGAAAAGCCACUCCGGCGAGAUUUCGAGAUCCGCAAUGCCGACGACGACGACCCGGAAUCUCAAACCGGGUCAUCGAAGAUCCUCCUCCACCGGAACGCCGUUGAUCUUCUCCGGCUCUAGCUUCUACUCUGGAGCCAGCCAAAGCUCCGGCGCCACGUCCGCGGUGUCUCCGAGCCCGACCGUUUUACCCGCCGGCAACAUUUGCCCGUCGGGUCGGAUCUUGAAAACCGGAAUGGCGACUCGGAGCUCGACCAGAGCCGAGACUCUGUGGACAGGAACCGGAAACUACGGUCACGGAAACGUAGUAAAAAGCGGCGGAGGAAGCACCGGAAAGACAAACCACGCGGUGGCGAACGGUGAAAGCUUGGAGGAGCUGAAGAGACUAGGGAACGAUAUGUAUAGAAGAGGAAGCUUCACAGAAGCUCUGUCGUUUUACGACAGAGCAAUCUCACUGUCGCCGGAGAAUGCUUCUUACAGAAGCAACCGCGCGGCGGCGUUAACGGCGUUAAGACGGUUAGGAGAAGCCGUUAAAGAGUGUCUUGAAGCUGUGAGGCUUGAUCCGUCUUACUCUAGAGCUCACCAAAGACUAGCUUCACUCUAUCUCAGAUUGGGAGAAGCUGAGAAUGCAAGGCGACAUCUUUGUUUCUCCGGUCAAUGUCCGGACCAAGCUGAUCUCCAACGGCUGCAGACGCUGGAGAAGCAUCUCCGGCGUUGCUGGGAGGCUAGGAAGAUCGGAGAUUGGAGAACCGCGGUUAAGGAAACAGAUGCAGCCAUUGCAAACGGUGCUGAUUCGUCUCCUCAGCUUGUAGCUUGUAAAGCUGAAGCUUUGUUGCGUCUUAACCAAAUAGAGGAAUCAGAGUUUUGUCUUUCUUGCAUUCCGAGAUUGGAUCAUCAUCAAUCACAGGCCAAACUAUUUGGUAUGGUAGCUGAAGCUUAUGUGCUAUGUAUCCAAGCUCAAGUUGAUAUGGCAUUAGGAAGAUUUGAGAACGGUGUUAUAAAGGCAGAGAGAGCUUCCAUGCUUGAUCAGACCAAUCCGGAACUCGUGUCGGUUUUAAACAAUGUCAAGAUGGUUGCCAAGGCGCGUAGUCGUGGUAAUGAGCUGUUUAGUUCGGGGAGAUACUCUGAAGCUAGUGUAGCUUAUGGAGACGGUCUUAAGUACGAUGGGUCCAACUCGGUUCUGUACUGUAACAGAGCAGCGUGUUGGUAUAAGCUCGGUUUGUGGGAGAAGUCUGUUGAAGACUGUAACCAAGCGCUUAAAAUCCACUCUGGUUACAUCAAGGCACUUCUACGAAGGGCUGCUUCAUAUGGAAAGCUUGGUCGAUGGGAAGAUGCGGUUAGAGACUAUGAGUUUGUGAGAAGGGAACUACCAGGAGAUAGUGAAGUUGCAGAGUCUCUAGAGAGAGCGAAAACCGCGCUAAGUCAAGAAUCUAAAAGCUUGGGAUUCAAUAACGAAGUUGAAGCAGUUUCAUCUUUGGAUAAGUUCAAGAACUCAGUUUCACUUCCUGGUGUCUCUGUGUUUCAUUUCAAAUCAUCAUCAAACCGACAAUGCGAAGAGAUCUCUCCUUACGUCAACACUUUAUGCCUCCGGUAUCCAUUAGUACAUUUCUUCAUGGUGGAUGUGGAGGAGAGCUUGGCGUUGGCCAAGGCAGAGAGUAUCAGGAAAGUUCCAACGUUUAAGAUGUACAAGAACGGAGACAAAGUGAAGGAGAUGAUAUGUCCGAGCCACCAGUUUCUAGAGGACUCUAUAAAGCACUUCCUCUUAUAAUUUGAUAAAGCCUAUCAUCAUCAUCAUUCUCUGCUUCACUAUAACUAGAUCCCAAGAGCCUAUUAUUUCAAGACAUUAAGAGAAGAAAUCUUAUAAAGAUGGGGGAAGAGCUAUUCUAUCAUUCAACAAAUUGUUCAUUAUUAUUUUUUUCUAUAUAACAUUUUGGAGUUUGACUCUGCUUGAUUUGGCUAUAUUGCUAAACUGAGCAAAUGUUCAGAAGUAUUCAAGAAAUGCAAGCUUCAUUAUCAGUU
Messenger RNA from Brassica rapa (field mustard), 2441 nucleotides. RefSeq names its product inactive TPR repeat-containing thioredoxin TTL3. NCBI's taxonomy places the organism in Eukaryota, Viridiplantae, Streptophyta, Magnoliopsida, Brassicales, Brassicaceae. The record is from RefSeq and is a predicted model, not a curated record. Gene Ontology annotation, molecular function: protein binding. Gene Ontology annotation, cellular component: cytoplasm.